GUGAGUGAGUGAGAUCAGCUGUGAGUGUGUGUGUGAGAGAGUGACUGUGUCUGCGCUGUCGCCCAGAGCUGAGCUGCGGAGAGGGAGGGAGUGAGUGAGAGAGUGAGACCGACAGAUGUUCUGCGCGUUAAGUGUCGACCGUUUCUCUCCGCUCCAUGGCCACGCACGUUACAGUUGACGCCCGAAUGCGUCGAGGGGAAUUAGAGUAAGUGCGGAUCUCAUCUGCCCCACAAGGACCAGAGCCCCGGGGAAAGGGCUAAAAUUCCUGGUGAUGUUCUGUCCUCAUCAGCACAGGAGUGGGAGCCCCACCUCGUCCUUUCAGGAGCUGUGGAAGCAGGAACGCUCAUUGGACAGUAAGUAUCAUGUGCUGCUGGAAGAAACUGGUGGAGUUACAUUGCUGAGAUAACUGGAGCCGGACGUAGCAUUGCAUCAGGUAACAGCGAAGCUCCCUGUGCUCUCCCUGUGAACAAACCAGAGAGUCAUUCAGAAUUUCACCUCUGCGUCCGGACGACAGAGAAAACCGGAAUUCAUUUUUUUUCCUCAAACCAAAAAGUCGGGAAUUUUCGUGCAUGUGGGAUGCUGGUGGAUGGAUUCUCAAGUCUUGGUUUAACUGCACCUGAAGAGAGAGUUCUGAGGAGCUGCGAAUGAGCAAGGUUGACCAGCACAGGCCUCUACACUCCGCAGCGUCCGAUCUGAGCCAGGUUAGAGGGGGCAGGACAGACGGGAAGGAGCUCCUCCGACCACACGAUCAGCUGCUCACUGUGAAGGGAUCUCAGCAGUCGCUGCAGGAGGAGCCUGGCCAGCACGAGGUCCCGCUGCAGGAUGACGAGACCGGGUACAAGCUGCCGGCCCCGGUACUGCACAAGAACAACAGCCACAAACUGACCUUCAUCAGGAGCCUACAGGACGUAGUGCAGGAGGCCCAGCUCAGGACCGAGAACACAGGCAGCAAGGUUCCCCCUCCCUCCAGCCCAGCAGGGCGGUCACUGAGCGCAGUGAGGAACCUGAUUGACAUGAUCAACGCUCUACAGGAGGACAAAGUGCGGCUGCAGGAGGAGCUCAGUACCAGGGAGAGCAAGUGCCAGGUGCGGAGCGGUGCUCCCCAGUGUGAGAUCGGGGAUUUGGAAGGAAAGCUGACAGACCAGACACAGAAACUGAGCACAUUGUGUUCCGAGCUGGGCACAACCGACCUGGAGAAGCAUUUGGAAAUCCUGGUCGUGGAGAACGACCGGCUGAAGCAGGACCUGAACGGCAGCCAGCUCCAGCUCCGGCACCUGCGACGCUCCCUGUCCGGGUGCUCCAAGUGUGACCAUGUCGAGGAGAAUUCCCAGCUCCGUGAGCGACUCUCACGUGCGCAGGUGGAGCUGAAGAAGACGACUGAGCACCUGUCGGAGCUGGAGCUGGAGGUUCAGCGUAAGACGGAGCAUGUGUCGCAGUUUGAGCAACACCUGCAAGACGUGCUGCAGGGGAAGGCGGAGAUGGAGGAGGGACUGAACAAAAGGAUCAGGGACUAUCAGCUGACCCUGGCCAGGCAAUCCACCCCUCCGGUCAAGUACAUCACCAAAACAGUGCAAGUGGAAUCAGCCAAGACAAAGCAAGCCCUGGAGGAGGCUCAGGGCAGGAAUCAGUACCUUCAGGAGCAGGUGGCAGUCCAGAGGCAGGUCAUACAUGAGCGGGAACAACAGCUCCAAGAGUCCUGGCACAACACAGCAAAGCUUCAAGCUCAGAUCAUGAUCUACGAAGCGGAGCUGGAGAGGACCCGUGGGGAGAUGUUAGAGGAGCUGCAGUCAAUGGAGGAAGAGAAGAACUGUGCCAUCGAAGAGGCUUUCCUGCGAGCCCAGUCCGAGAUGAAGGCAGUCCAUGAGAAUCUGAAUGGUGUUCGGAUGAACCUCCUCUCAGUCCAGCCCGCCCUCAAAUCCCUGACUAAUGAUUACAACUGCCUGAAGCACCAGGUCCGGGAUUUUCCGUGUCUCCUUCAGGACGCAAUCUGCCAGACCAAGGAGGAGAUCUUCCAGAUGGUGGAGGAGGUGAAGGAAGUGAACCGUGACCUGCUCCACAAAUACAAGCGGGAGAUGCAGUUGAGGAAGAAGUGCCACAACGAGCUGGUGAGGCUCCGAGGUAACAUCCGUGUGUUCUGCAGAGUCCGGCCCAUCACCAGGGAGGACGGAGAUGGGCCCGAGACCAGGGGCGUGGUGUCCUUUGACUCCGAUGAUGACGGUGUUCUGUAUGUGUCGUACCGUGGCAAAACCUCAGUGUUUGAGUUGGAUAAAGUGUUCCCACCACACGCCCUGCAGAACGAUGUGUUCCAGGAUGUCCAGGCCCUCAUCACUUCCUGCAUCGACGGUUACAAUGUCUGUAUAUUUGCCUAUGGUCAAACGGGCUCUGGCAAGACCUACACCAUGGAGGGAACGCCCAAGAACCCCGGCAUUAACCAGCGAGCCCUGGGGCUCCUGUUCAGUGAGGUGGCGGAGCGCUCGGAAGACUGGGACCUGACCAUCACCGUCAGUAUGGUGGAGAUUUACAACGAGACCCUCAGAGACCUCCUGGGGCCUGAUCCCCAGAAGAUGCAGGAUCUGAUCACGAGGAACUUGUUGAGCAAAGAUCUCAACGAGAAGCUGGAGAUCAAGCUGAACCCUGAUGGCAGCGGCCAGCUGUAUGUUCCUGGCCUGACCGAGAUCAGAGUGAGGAGCGUGGAGGACAUCAACAGGGUAUUUGAGCUGGGGCGCUUGAAUCGAGCCACCGACUGCACUAACGUGAACGAGCGCAGCUCCCGGUCUCACGCUCUGCUUAUAAUCUCGAUCGCUGGAACCAACACAACGUCAGGAGUCAAACGAACAGGAAAACUAAACCUGGUGGACUUGGCUGGUUCCGAGCGGGUUGGCAAGUCGGGGGCAGAGGGCCACCGGCUGAGAGAAGCUCAGAAUAUUAACAAGUCGCUGUCUGCCCUCGGAGACGUGAUUUACGCCCUGCGCUCCAAGCAGUCCUACAUUCCCUUCCGCAACUCGAAGCUCACCUACCUGCUCCAGGACUCGCUCAGCGGAGACAGCAAAACACUCAUGAUGGUGCAGGUCUCUCCGAUUGAGAGGAGUGUCAGUGAGACGGUUUGCUCGCUAAAGUUCGCCCAGAGGGUCCGAUCCGUGGAACUGGGGGCGAUGGGGCGAAGAACUGAGAACCACUAUUCCCCCAGCCGCCCAGAUAGUGAGCUGGAGCCACCUCCUGUGAUGGUCCAACCAGGAAGACUGUCUUACAGUCAGCCAGGAUUUACUGUGGGAAGGAGCUCACUGAGCGGCAGGAGAAAACUGCCCGCAACAGGUGAAAUAAGCAUCCGACCUGGACCAACAUAGCUGCCUCCGCUCUCAGGAGUGGUUCAGGAGCAGUGACCUGUCCCAAUUCACUGUGUUGCACACUUUCCCACAGUCCAGUCACAGACUGAAGCAGCAGCAGCCCAUCACUGUAGGUUCACGCAGUCGCCUGGACAUUUCUUGCAGAAUUUUUUUUGUUUUUGUUUUAAAAGAGUCGAUGCACAGAAUAGAGGCCAUUUAUCUAUUGUUUUUUUAUACACAGAUUUUUAUAUUGUCUACUUUUUUUAUUCUGCCAUUUGAUGUCAGGAAUUGCAGAAAUGUAUCCCGUGAGCUCCAGAACAAAUCACUGACGGCCCUUUCUCUCCAACAGCCCACCCCCCCACGCACCUUUGUACAGAUGCACACACUGUCUUUUCUCUUCACUAAGUUGUUUGGCUGUCUUGUGUCUUGCAUAGCAUUGUACAGUAAUGUCUCGCUGGGCUUUGCAGGUGUGUUACAUUCUGAGGUUGCUUGAGGGAGCGCAGGGAGUUGUACACUGUGACCCAGUUGUGCGAACUAAUGCAAUCAUUUACUUGAAAGUGUCAGUGCCACCACUUAAACUUGCUGCUGUCUGCAGAACAUUUGUAGGUGCAGUACAUAUAGGCAUAUAUAAGCAAUGAGCUUUACAGAUCAGCAGGAUUCCAGAUUAAAUCCCUGCCGUGUCCUAACUUAACUGAUCUCUAAACCGCAGCAGGAAAGGGGUGCUCCUGUGCUAGAGGGAGAUCAAUACGCAACGUAGACACCCAAAUCCAACGGCUGAUGCUCUGUGUCCUGACGUCAGGAACGGGUGAGAUGUUGGGCAGCUGGCCCAGUGUGAACCGGUGCUCUCAGGAGGAGAUGGGAAUCAGAGGGAAGAUGAAGGAGGGAAAGUUAAACCGAAGGUUUCACAGUCAAAGUGUUUUCCAAACAAUUUGCUUCGUUAAGACUAAGCGCAGAUUAAAACUUGUCAAGCUACCUGGGUUCGCCCAAAAGAGGCUUAAGGCCGAUGUGUCUCAGUGUUAAAUCCUCUCCUUUGUGUACUCUGCUCAGUUUUUUUUCAAUAUAAAAAUGGACGAUUUGAGCGAACCAAAACGACUUUAGCUUUACUGGCGAAUAAUUUUCAAAGAAAUCUUACUCAGUCUUACAAACAAACCCUGUGCACCUCAGUGAACGCAUGUCUCCCUUUGCUGAGCGAAGUGCAGGCUCAACUUAUACCGCUCAGCGCACUGCUCUGUCAGUCACAGAGUACAGAGGGUUGGGGGGUGUUCCAACAUCUGCCAAAUCUAUUCCCUCAUCCAGUUUUAGUCUGAAUGCCAUUGAACCUGGAGUCACUGUAAUGUGAUGAGUCUUGGAGUGAAGCCAAACCAAUCCUCUGCAGCUCAUUGUUGUUAUGUUAAAGAAUGUUUUUUUCCUAUUAUUGUCAUAUUUUCAGUCAAUGUAUUUUGUUAAUAAGCAACUCGAUUGCCUGCAGAGAAAUGCUAGUCAGCCACACCUGUGUCACACAGCACUGGGCUCAUCUGUCAUUACCGAACAGGGCAGCUUCAUAACUUGCUGCUUAGAGUGAAAGGGCUCUUUGUUCAGCCCAGGUGCCAGCAAUGGCAGUGAAGGAGUUUAACGGAGGCAUCUGCGUUAACAGAACCUGCUCCUGUGGCUGAGAUGAGGUGUGAAAUAGCCCGACACCACCACCUCUCGCAGGUUGGUUUCUGUGGGAUGGUGCCAGAUCCCCUCGCCUUGUCUUUAUGCUGGUGUGACGUACAGUAUUACAGGAUUAAUCUGCUCCUGGCAAUGGACAAUGGUGACUGGUUUGCAGAAAACAUUAUUUUUUUCCUCCAGUUUUUCUUUUCCUCGACCCUUGCAGUAUUUGGCACUAAAAGAUUAUAACUCUGAAUGGAUAUGAAAGUUCUCUGUAAUAUUCUGGCUCAGUCCUUUGCAGUAUUGUGAAGAGAACUCUGAUCUCUGUUGAUCUUUCAAUGGAAAGUUAAGUAUAUCGCUGCCUAUUGAAUUUCAAAUAAAAGUGUUCUUUAUUGG
Molecule: messenger RNA, 5348 nt
Organism: Callorhinchus milii (elephant shark)
Lineage: Eukaryota; Metazoa; Chordata; Chondrichthyes; Chimaeriformes; Callorhinchidae
Gene: kifc3
Product: kinesin family member C3
Exons: 23
Coding region: 645-3344 (899 amino acids)
Biological process (GO): microtubule-based movement
Molecular function (GO): microtubule motor activity; ATP binding; microtubule binding
Source: RefSeq, a predicted model, not a curated record